GCCUUCCACCAGGCAGCAAACCUCCUCUCCAGAUGAUGAGCCCAGUGGCCAUGGCAGCAGCUGCUUCAGGAAAGCUCCCCCCGAAGACGGCGACGGUGCCCCCUCUCCACCAGGUGUCGCCUAGCAACGGCCUCAGCACCAGUGCGGCAGGGGGUUCCCUCAGCGGCAGCCACACCUCUAGCUUUGCCGCAGCUCUGCGCAAACUGGCGCACCAGGCAAAGGAUCCUGCAGAAGAGGCCAUCUUAAAGCACGGUGGAUCCCCUCCCUCCAGCCACAGUCCGCGGGCAGCUACCCCGAAAAGGCCCCCCUUGAUGUUCCCGGCCCACUCCAGCUCCCCGGCCAGCUUGACCUCUCCCCCUGUGGUCACCAUAGCUCCCACCCAGGCUCACCACCACGCCAGUCUAGCCAGUUCUGACAGCAGACAGAACAUGGAGCGAGUGCCUACAGCUCACAGUUCCUCGUCGUACGAGCACAGCGGGAAGCACGAGCGGGAGCAGCGCCCUCUGUCCUCUCUGUCACGGGAGGAAGAGAGAGCAGCGGGGAAAGACAACCCCUUGUCGCGGACACCGUCUCGGGCACACCCUCAAGCAUCGACAACCCCGAACGGCGUAGGUCUGUCCAGUCAGGCCCUGGACAUGUACACCCGCAGCCUGCAGGCUUUCAGAGCCGAGGAGGAAGCUGCUCGGCAUGGCCUCCCGCUGCCGUACACUCUCGACCCAGCCGCUUAUGCUGCUGCUGCGGCUGCGGCUGCCGCCUACCACCCUGCGUUGCUGCAGCAGCAGGCUGCCUUUGCUGCUCAGAGCCCCUUCAGGUUUGACGACCCACUCUUGCUGGAGCGUUACCGGAUGCUGCAGUCUCCGUACCUGCCGUUCCCCGCUGGGGGCCUGCUGUCCCCUCAUGCCGGAGCACUGGGCAUGCACCCUAUGCUGGCCGCAGCGGCUGCCGCUCAGCAGCGCUACCCAGCGGACCUUGCCCUCCUCCAGCAGCAGUACCAGUAUCUGGGAGCUGGACAUCCGCUGUUGGACCCUAGGUUUGCUGCUCAGGCAGCGUUGUUAGAGAGAUCUCGGCUGGAAGAAGAGAAAGCCAGAGACUUGAUAGAGAAGGAACGAGAGAGAGAACGUGAGAGGGAAAGGGAGAAGUCCCUGGACAGAGAAAUAGAACGAGAGGCUGCUCUUCGGUCUGAGAGAGAGCGCAAACAUAGUCUGGAGAGGUCUGUGCGAGAGAGCCAGGAAAGAGAGCACCGUCGGAGUAUGGAGAGGGCGGCCAGGGAGAGCAGCGAGCAAGAGAGACGACUCAGCCUGGAGAGGUCUGCCAAGGAGUUACUGGAGAGGCGAGAUAUCUUGACGGUACCGUCCAGACUGCCCGCUUCCCACGGCGCCGAACGUGGCCCAGAGUCUCAUCACAAGUCCCAUGGUGACGGACACGGGGCUCGACACUCUACCAUCGGGCGACCGAGCUCCUCCCAGGCCAAGGUGGAGCCUCACAAUCUGAGCUCCAAGCUCAGCCCGUCAGGGUAUCCACUGAGCUCUCGGGAAGCAGCUGAUCAGCAUGCAGGCCUUGCCUCACACUCACAUUCCUACAGCAAAUCUCAUGAAAGUGCAGCAACAGCAGCCUACAAUGCUGCCUUGGUGAAGCCGCACACGCUGGAAAAGGGUCAUGACUACCUACCUGCUCACGCACACAGGGACAGUCGUUCCGGCCACAAGGACCCUCGCGAGUCGCCCCGAUCUAGUAGCGUGGGCUCCAACAUCCCCCCUGGCUUCCCUCUGUCGUACUACCACCAGCCCUCUCACUUGAUACCCGGUGCUUCGUCGGCUGUGUCUCCCUCAGAUGCGCAGCACCCCCCUCGCUCUUUGCAUCCUUCUCAUUUGUCCCCAUCCUCGUCAUCCUCCACUCAUCAUUCUGAUAAAGUGAGGCGUAGCUCUGAUUCUUCAGGAAUUUUCCGCCCUUUUGAUGACGACAGCAAGCCUUCAGACUCAAGCCAUCAUCCAAGUAGUCAGCGCAAUGUCUCACAGAACCACCACCACCACCACCAGCCUCAUCAUCAUCACAGCAGUUCUUCAUCAUCCACUCCCUCUCAAUCUCAGCAACAUCACAGACACCACCACGGCCACCGUCCCACCAGUCCCUCAAAGUCAUCUGAGAUCCUUACCAUUCCGUCGGUGAAAGUUCACCCUCAAGAGCGGGGCUCCAACCCUCCCAGCAAAGUCCUAUACAACUCUCACGAGCGUUUGCCUUCAUCGUCCUUGUCAGCCCAUCCGUCAUCUCAAGUAUCGCCCCAAUACGGGAAAACAAGCAACAUAUCCAACUGCAUAAAUGACAGGAUUGAACGUUUUGACUUUAAAAGUCUUGCCCGAGAGUGCAUGUCUUCAACAGCUUCGGGUUUGCCUUCAGAGAAAGCUGGAGCAGCCACUGGUGCAGAAGUAUGUGAGAUAGCAACAAGUGUGCCCGCUGCAAAGGCGAUGGACGUGCAACCCAAACGGUGCCUCAGCAAACUGGAUCGCCAGGAGUUAAGAGUGAGAGAAAGAAGGAAGAGAGGGGAAGACACCGAGUCUGACACUGAGAUGGAUGAAGAUGAGAGAAUUGCAGCACGUCUCACUAUGAUAGGCCGGGCUACACCAAUACCUUUAGAUACUCCUACCGAGAAGAUGGAAAUAUUUGAGUACCUUGGUAUCACCACUUUGAAAAGGAAAGAAGAACUCCAACGGAAGAAGGAGGUCCGUCGGCGGCAUCAGCUGCGGAUGUCAAGUGUUAGCCCUGUCCGUCGCCAUGACGACGACAGCUGUACUGCUGGCUGGCACAGCCCGUGGCUCCAGGAGGGCCUGCUGCCAGAGAUGGGCCCCAUCCACCCGGACGAGCUUUCCAGUGAGCCGGAUGUCCAUGACAAGUCGCGGUUUCUCUCGGGCCUAGGACUGCAGGUCCUCACACAUACUCAGAGAGAUGAAUUGCAAAGGAAGAGGUUCUUCAGAGUAGCCCUGUCUAAGCUGAGACGAAACGGAUUGAUGCCCUCCCGGUCCCUGGACAGUCUCAAUCUAGAGACUGGUUCGUGUGGUGUGAAAAGAAAAUUUGAUGAAAUGAACCCAAACCAUCCGGCCCCAACAAGCAUGAAGGAACAAAAAACAGCGCUAAGAAUCUCAGCUCCCUGUCACCCGACGCUGAAGGGGGACAGCUCUGUGGCCCACACCUCACACCCCCACCUCUUGACUUUCACCAACAACCACGACCACAACAACCACCACCACCACCACCAUCACCACCACCAACAACAACAUAAUCACCAAAACCGCCAGCACCGUCAUCCCGUUCCAUCGGUGCUGGAACCCGCCCCCCGGCGUGACAACCGUAAGCCGUCUGCUGCCGCCACCACCACCACCUCCUCGUCCUCCUCCACCAUAAAGCAAGCUGUGAUAUUCCCUGAGCCCAAGUCCUCAGCCCGCAGUGGCCCGCAGCCUUCAGCUAGUCGUGAGUUUGCCGAGCGAUUCCACAAAUCAGUGCUGGAGCAGUCUGGGCUGGAUCACUCUCGCGUGCCUCGACAAGAAGUCCCUGCAGUGACCAGCAGUAUUAGCAGUGUGCCCGUGCCAUCCUCCAGCGCCAGCAGCCAGUCUCAGUCUCAGUCUCGCCCCCUCCAGGAAUCGGCGGCCGCUCCUCCCCCGAGCGCCACCAGUAGCCGCAGUGCCAGCGGCAUGACUGCAGUCUACCCAGGGUUCCACAUGCCCCCUGGGAUACCGCCCAGUCUUUACGCCAGCCUGGCAUGGCCGAGGCACGGACUAGGGCCUGGAGCUGGUGCAGCGGGUCUCGAGCAUUUUUCCCGGCCUAGGGAAGGCGCUGCUGAUUUAUCACAGCAGCAACAGCAGGCUGAACUCCAGCUGCUAAUGAGCAGGUGUCAACAGCAGCAGCAGCAGCAGGCAAGCAGCGACCAGAUGGACAGGCUUUCUGAGAGCUACGGAAGACACAUGGCUGCGUUUUUGGAGGAACGUCAGAGGAUGGAGGAGGAGCGCAAGCAGCACCAGGGGGCCAUGGACAACCUCAAGCGCAACUUCUACAACUUUAGCUGAGGCUCAACUCCUACAACUUUAGCUGAGGUUCAACUCAACACCUACAACUUUAGCUGAGGUUCAACUCAACACCUACAACUUUAGCUGAGGUUCAACUCCUACAACUUUAGCUGAGGCUCAACACCUACAACUUUAGCUGAGGCUCAACACCUACGUCUUUAGUUACAACUUUAGCUGAGACUCAACUUCUACGACUUACACUAAAGUUCAACACCUACACAGAACUAACUCUCAGUAUCCCUGAGGGGAAAAUUUCCUUCCUGGAACCCAUGUGCGAGCGAGACUCAUUUGGAUGGAGUUAAGAUUUUGCAAUCACUCGUGAGAAAUGGACUAAAAGGGGCUUUUCUUUUGAAUAGCUUGGAUGAGUGUUUCAGGAGUCAUUGAAUAUAACAUGUAACUUUGGCAAGUCUUAUAAUGUAUACUGGGUAUAUAUAUAUAUAUAUAUAUAUAUAUAGACUGGCUGAGGGAUUUUUUGUUGGCCACCUGUGAACAGUUUAAUGACCACAUACCUUACUGUGCUCCUAUCGUCAAUCCUUUUUUUUUCUCGCUUUCCUCUGCACCGAAUAACCAGAGUCAUGCCUCUCUCUCUCUCUCCCCCCCACACUCCCCCCACAUACUCCCCAGUCCUCCACCCCUCUAUCUUGUGGUCCUGCACGGUCGUGUGCGUCAGUGUGAGGCAGGUGAUGUUUGAGAGAGUGGAUGGAAGCUGAGAGUCACCAGUCCAGUAGAAUUGCUGCCCUAUUCUGUCUAUGACAUGCGUUGAAAACCACAAUAGAAAUGUUUAUCUGCACCCAUAUAUAUAUAUAUAUAAUAAUGUUUAGAUGAUUGUUGCCGAUUGUACAGUUUUGUUGUUGUUGUUGUUUUCUUAUACGUACUACAACAAUGAAUGUUUCUUUUGUAUUGUAGGUGUGAUCUCCCUUGAUUCCUGUGGCUGUUUGUGUUUCGCUUUUGUUACAUUUUUACACUUGUGAUGUUAACAAUUUGCUCUACAUUUUCAAGUUGUUUCGACUUUAUAUUGCUUGUGUUGUCACUUUUGCCAUACAAUCUGUUGUGAGUCGUGAGUCCGAGAUAGAAUGUUCUGGGGUGUGAAGUCUCAAGUCAAGCAAAGUGGUAACAAACAAAGAGGUUUGCCCGUUUCUGUGUUGAUUCCUGCAGUCCUGAGAGCUAUUUCUUUUGAUCGUCUUAUUCCUCAAACCACUUCAAGCCAUCCCUAUGUGAACAUUUCUGCUCGCUGCCUUUUUCUCAUGUUGGACUGCUGUCCACACCCUCAACUUUCCUGGGUUAUGAUCAAUUCCGGUUGUAAUGAGCGCCAGCUUGCUCUCCACAUUCCUGUCAGUAACAUAUUAUUGGUAUGUUGUUGUGAUCUUAGCAAAGCUCUGUGUGUGUGUGUGUGUGUACGUUGGAGUGUGUUUGUAAUUGUUCCUUAACUCUUUAUCUCCGGCAAGGCGCUCCCAUCGUGCCGGCUCGGUCACAUUCCUUUACGAGGACUUCGACAUCAAAUUACUUUUUGGCAAUUGCCGAACACAGGUCUCUUAUACCAGAAGU
Aplysia californica (California sea hare) is the source of this 5600-nucleotide messenger RNA. Its product is annotated as genetic suppressor element 1. NCBI's taxonomy places the organism in Eukaryota, Metazoa, Mollusca, Gastropoda, Aplysiida, Aplysiidae. The record is from RefSeq and is a predicted model, not a curated record.